Triticum dicoccoides is the source of this 972-nucleotide messenger RNA. Its product is annotated as disease resistance protein RPP13-like. The record is from RefSeq and is a predicted model, not a curated record. The transcript is spliced from 2 exons. Gene Ontology annotation, molecular function: ADP binding. Lineage: Eukaryota; Viridiplantae; Streptophyta; Magnoliopsida; Poales; Poaceae. The coding region runs from base 1 to 852 and encodes 283 amino acids.
AUGGCCGAGUCGGCCAUUAGCGCCGUGCUUGGCAACGUCAGCACCCUUGCGCUUCAGGAGACCACACUGCUGUGUUGCGCAAGCAGUGAGGUGGAGUUCCUGAAACAUGACCUGAAGCGGCUGCAAUGCUUCCUUAGAGACGCCAACAACAAACAGAGGCGGGGAGAUGAAGAAAAGGUUGAUAUUGAUGGUGAGUUGCCUCAAGAUUAUGGUCCUAUUCACCAAAAUUUUGAAGAUGUUGUUAUGGUUGGUUUCGAGAAUGAAUACAAAGAAAUAGUGGGGAAGUUAGUUGACACAGAGAAGAGUCUUAGUGCCAUCUCCAUAGUUGCUAUGGGUGGUGCGGGGAAAACAACACUUGCUAGAAAAGCCUACACUUCGCCUGGAGUGAAACGACAUUUUGAGGCAGUUUGUUGGGUGACUGUAUCUCAAAAGUUUAAAGGCAUUGAUUUACUAAAUGAUAUUAUGAAACAAAUAACUGGGAGUACACAUAGGCCAGACGAUCAAAUGCAAGAGCAUGAGGUGGGAAAGAAGAUCCAUGAUUUUCUGUUGCAAAAGAGAUACUUAGUAGUUCUCGAUGAUGUGUGGGAAACAGAUACAUGGGAGCAAUUAAACAGAAAGGUUAAAGCGUUUCCAGAUGCAACUAAUGGUAGUAGAGUACUGUUAACCACACGAAAGGAAGAUGUUGCAAAUCAUGUUCCAAUGCCAACCAAUGUUCAUCCUUUGAAGAAGUUAGAUGAAGAGAAAAGCUGGGAACUUUUCAGUAGCAAAGCUUUACCAUCAUACAAAAGGUCUGCAAUACGAAAUGUGGAUGAGUUUGAAGAACUUGGGAAGAGAUCUUACAAAGAAAUGUGAUGGAUUACCACUUGCACUUGCAGUUUUGGGGGGUUAUCUAUCAAAAAAUCUGAAUGCACAAAUAUGGUCCGAUAUACUCUCUGAUUGGCCAUCAACCAAGAAUGGACAGAUGAUGCGGGA